AUGAAACUUAAUGUUGCUAUUUAUGUUGUAAUUAAGCGUUGUACACCAACAUUAACAUUUGUUUUAUCAUCAAUUGUAUUAAAAAAAAAAAAACUUAAUUUUAAAACAGGAUUAUGUGUAUUUGCUAUAACAUUUGGUUCUACAAUAACAUCAAUGGGUGAUUUAACAUUUUAUAUGGAAUCAUAUAUAAUUGGUAGUCUUAGUGUUAUAUUUCAUUCUCUUUAUCAUCUAAUUGUUUAA
This is a messenger RNA of Rotaria sp. Silwood2, 240 nucleotides long. The record is from the annotation of a GenBank genome assembly. Lineage: Eukaryota; Metazoa; Rotifera; Eurotatoria; Philodinida; Philodinidae.